Molecule: messenger RNA, 2768 nt
Organism: Bursaphelenchus xylophilus (pine wood nematode)
Lineage: Eukaryota; Metazoa; Nematoda; Chromadorea; Rhabditida; Aphelenchoididae
Source: the annotation of a GenBank genome assembly
AUGUCAAGUCGCCGCAAAGCCACUCCGGUUCGUUUGGUCAAUCAUUUCCCUGAAGAAGGGGCGUUAUCACCGUACUGUGCAAGGUUGCCCCCCUCCUCACAGGAGUGGACAGAGAGCGGCGGAGAGGAGGAAAGAGGAGGCGAAGGAGCUGUUAGACUCUUGUCCGAACCCACUUCUUCAAAAGAAUAUCCAGAGAUGGAGUCUACUGACCAUUUAAUGACAAAGUCAAGUGAUGACGUCAUUGGAAUUGUAAGCAUUCUAUGCUAAUUAAUUUUUUAAGGUAGGAUUUGAACUAAUUUAAAUAUUUUUAGAAUGUUAACUUUGAGGAUGUACAGCAAGACCCUCCUGAUGAAUUUACAAGUCCAGUUGAAACCAUAAAAUCCACAAAAUCUUCAGAAUCUCAACACACCAGGUGAGCGAUUCUAUGAUGUCAUAUGCUGACAUGAGUUGCAUCUAUACAGUGGAUUAACCCAAGCCGGUUUCUCAUCCCCAAUUUCCAAAGACUUUUCGGGAAUUAGGCGGCCUCUGAUAAGAUAAUAGAUCCGAUCUCCCCUGAGGGCAUGGCUGUCCAGCAGAUCCCCCACCCCGUUUGUAAUGACCUUUCUCGUGACAGUCCCGGCCAUAUACGGAGCAACACAAUUGUGCAAACAAUCGCGGCUAUUCGAGUCCCGAGCUUGUUUAUCAGCGAUAAGAAGAGGGCAGCCGGUCAUUCAACAAAACAUUACAGUAACCGGCCCUCUGUUUAUGGGAAACAAUCGUUUUGAUCCGCGGAAUAUUGAAUUUCAGACAUCUUUUUAAAUUCGAAUCUGAGGCAAACAAUGGGGCACUCUAACCGGGCUCUGAUUUCAAUUAAAACUUGAGGAUUUCCAUUAAUUAUAAGAUAUCCCAAGUACAAUAUUUUAUUUGUCUUUUCAGCACUUCGAAUGAAAGCAACGAGAUCCCGGAUAUCCUGGCACAAGAACAGGAUUACUGUACCGUAAUUAUUGAUGGGAGCGCGUUAAAAAACGCCCUCGAGAACGUUGAAUCACAGUCUGGAAAAGCUCAUCUCAUUGAUAACAUUAUUGAACAGGUAGGCUUCUAAAGUGAUCAAGUGCUAAUUAAAACAUUUCCAGUUGAAAUCAGUAAAAGAAAUUGUUUUGGGAGAGCCAAGAGUAGUCGAGGAGAUUGAAGAAGAUACCAUGGAUAAAUCCACAGAGGAUAAAGAGAGUUCUCACGACAACUCUUCUGAUUACAAUACCUCUAGAAAUGAUGUCACUCAACAAAAUAUGAAGAUGGAAAUCACAGAACAGAGUCAACAAGAGAAAUGGAUGAACAUGAUUAGUGCCCUAGGGGCUAAUAAUCCAGCUCUAAACUUUUUCUUUCCUUCUUGUAAGCCUUUUAAUUUUCUUGAACUCCUGUUAUGUAAUAGGUCGUCAUGUCAUACUAUAAUCUUUUAAUUCCCGAGCCGUAAAGUCAGUAGAAUUUGCACAAUGCGUUUUCCCCUGGUUUUUCGCGUUCGUCGCUGAGAUUUCCCGUUUUUACCCAAACGACAUACACUUUUCCGUGGGGCAACUCCAAAUUUUACGCAGGACGCCGGCGAAAAAACUCUACAGACUUUACGUCCCGAGUAAUAUGCAAUCACCGUAGUUCCUAUUUCAGUCCAAUCCGUCAAACCCCACGAUCUGGAGAGCCAUUCGAACGUGCUGGAGAACUCUUUCCUCUCCUAUUACCGGAAUAAGGCUGUAAAUAACAACAACGAGGCCAGUAAAUUCAACGAAAUCCCAUUAAAUCUCAGCACUCUGAGGUAAUCUUUAAUGUUCUUCAAAUGAAUUACAAAAUUCUUUUAGCGAUCAUGCUGACACAACCACCAGCACUUCUCCCUCGAGUUUUAUUAAUCGAUUUCAUCCCACCCAAUCCCCAACUUCUUCUGGAAAGAGUACUCCAAGAACAGAUUCAGGGUCUAAUAUGAACAAUGUCGUCAGAGUUAGUGCGCCAAAAAGCCCCAACCACAUCAAACGGCCGAUGAAUGCAUUCAUGGUCUGGGCGCGGGACGAGCGACGCAAGAUCCUGAAGGCAUGCCCAGACAUGCACAACAGUAACAUCUCGAAGAUCCUGGGCUCCAGAUGGAAGGCCAUGUCCAACGCGGAGAAGCAGCCUUAUUACGAAGAACAAUCCCGUCUUUCGAAACUCCACAUGGAACAACAUCCGGAUUAUCGAUACCGGUAGGUCUGGCCUGCAAAAACAAUUUUAUCAGCUCUAAUCGAUUAUCACCAACUUAGAGAUAGCAGAGAAGAAUAUUAAUUACGAUAUAUUAUCAAGAAGACUGCGUCAUAAUACGUUUUAUAAUGAAGUAAUCUUUCAGCCCACGCCCGAAAAGAACAUGUAUGGUCGAUGGGAAAAAGGUCAGGAUAACGGAUUACAAAAAUCUCCUCAAAACGAAGCCUCCCAACUCGAACGGAGCCAGUUCCCCGUCCCCUUCAGUGUCCAGUUCAAGGUCCAACCCCAGUCUUUCACUUCCGACUUCUACUUCUGAUCUUCUGGCCCCAUUCUCUGGGUCAUCUUCCUUUUUGGGGGUCAAUAAUUGGUUUCCAGGAGCAAUGACUGCUGAGAAUGGUCAGCCCGGCGGCAUCUCCACACCUACUAUGCCCCCAGGGGAAAACAGACAAGCCCCUACCCUUCCACUCGAGUUUAACGGGAUCACAAAUGCUGCGUUAUUAGUAGGCCUCGCUAAUCACCAUCACCAGCAAUUCCAGAGGAAUCACGCGCAAAUGUUGCAUUCUUCGGAAUGA